Dicentrarchus labrax (European seabass) is the source of this 2774-nucleotide messenger RNA. RefSeq names its product NOC3-like DNA replication regulator (gene noc3l). The record is from RefSeq and is a predicted model, not a curated record. The transcript has 21 exons. Gene Ontology annotation, biological process: DNA replication initiation. Lineage: Eukaryota; Metazoa; Chordata; Actinopteri; Moronidae. Bases 156 to 2591 code for a protein of 811 amino acids. Gene Ontology annotation, molecular function: chromatin binding. Gene Ontology annotation, cellular component: nucleolus.
GUUCAGUUUCCGGGUUAUCGAUCUGAUUCCGGUUCUCUGAUCAACACGCGUGUUUCUCCACCAAAACACACCGACACACUCUCUCUCUCACACCGAGGAGGGUCGAUUAAAGUCCGGCCUGAAGCUGCGCACGGAAACGAACACUUUCUGCCGCCAUGGGUCCGCCGCGGUCGAAGAAGCGGCGCCCUACGUUCCGGCGCCUGUUGAAGACGAGUGGAGUGAAGUUGGAGAACAAGCUGAAGAACCGUCAGCAGAAGAAGGAGAACGUGGCCAAGAAGCAGCGUAAAGAGCAGAAGAAGCUGCGUCAGGCGGUGAAGGACGCCGCCAUCAGGACGCCCCGCCCACUGGAGACGUACAGGAAGAGACCCGAGGAAGAGGAGGAUGAGGAGUUUCUGGAGAGUCUGCCGACGGACAUGAUGGAGGACGAAGAUCUGCAGAGGAUGACCACGAUGGCCCGACAGGCCUCCUUCAUCACCAGAGACCUGUCGUCAUGCGGGCCGGUGCACAGCGGGAAGAGGCGGAGUUCCGAGGUGGUUCGCAGCUACGAGAAGGUUCCCAGGAAGAUGGCGAGAACAGAGGAGAAGGAAGUCAUCCACCUGCUGCCAAUCAAAGACAAGACAGGAGUCAUCCCACAGAGCGUGGAGAGAGUCGUCCCAAAGCAGCCGGAGGAAGAGGACGAGGAAGAGGAAGCAGCUGACGAGCCGGAGGAGUCUGAAAACGAGGGGGAGCCAGAGAGCUCCACAGCGCUGACAGCAGAGCAGAGAGAACAGCUCAGAGUUCACAAGAUAAACGAGAAGAAACUGCUCAUCGCCGGCCUGGGAUCAGCCGUCAUAUCAGACCCCUACAGUAAUAUAAAGCGAGUGAAGGAGCUGCGAGGGAUGCUGAUGGAGUCCGACCCCUGUGUGGCGGUGACGGUCAGGAAGCUGGUGAUGGUUUCUCUGAUGGAGAUCUUUAAAGACAUCACCCCCACCUACAGGAUACGACCUCUGACCCCCGAGGAGAAAGCCGCCAAGGUAAAGAAAGACACUCAGCAGCUCAGAGAGUUUGAAGAGGGUUUGGUCUCUCAGUACAAGUUCUACCUGGAGGACCUGGAGCAGACCAUCAAAGACUGGAAGCAGAAGAAGAAGAAGCGCAGUCAGGCAGUGGGUUUCCAGUCGUACCUCGGCCUGGCAGAAGUUGCCAUUCGUUGUCUGUGUGAGUUGCUGCUCGCUCUGCCUCACUUCAACUUCCACAACAACAUCGUCGUCGUCCUCGUCCCGCUGAUGAAUGACCCCGUCAAAAAGGUGUCAGGUAUGUGUUGCGAUGCGUUCAGGAAGCUCUUCCAACAGGACAAAAUGGGCGGGGCUUCGUUGGCGACUGUGCGGGUUAUCUCAGGCCUCGUGAAGAGCCUGAACUACACUGUCAAACCUGAGGUGCUGAGGACUCUGCUGAGUCUGAGGAUAAAGGAGGUUGAGAUGAAGAAGGACAUAGAGGACACGGCACCAAAGAAGAGGUUCAUGAACAACAAAGAGAAGAAGAAGAACCUGUCGAGGAUGCAGAGGAAGUGGAAGAAGGCUGAGGAGAAGUUGGAGAAAGAGCUGCUGGAGGCUGAAGCCUCAGAAAGCAAAGAGAAGAAGAUCAAACUGCACACAGAGACCCUGAACAUUGUCUUCCUCAUCUACUUCAGGAUCUUGAAGAAAGCUCAGAAAUCUGUUCUACUUCCUGCAGUACUGGAGGGGCUGGCCAAUUUUGCUCACCUGAUCAAUCUGGAGUUCUUUGACGACCUGCUCAACGUGCUGCAGAACCUCAUCCAAUCAGGAGAUCUGACUAAUAGGGAGAGUCUCCACUGCAUCCAGACCGUGUUCACCAUCCUAUCAGGACAAGGUGACGUUCUGAACAUCGACCCGCUCAACUUUUACUCUCAGCUGUACAAAAUGCUGCCGAGGCUCCACGCAGGGGUGCCCAAUGAUGACAUCAUCAUUGUGCUGCGGUGCCUGGAUGCCAUGCUGACCCGCCGCAAGAAGCAGGUGACCCUGCAGAGGGCAAUGGCAUUCGUCAAACGUCUGAGCACGCUCAGUUUGCAUGUGCUGCCCAAUGCCAGCGUGGGAAUCCUAGCCGCCAACAGAGCCACCAUGCAUGCCUUCCCUAAGUGUGACUUCCUGUUGGAUAACGAGGUUCAGGGCAGUGGCUUCUUCCUGCCAGAGCUUGACGAACCUGAACACUGUAACGCCCAGAACACGGCACUGUGGGAGCUACACACACUGCAGAGACAUUACCAUCCGGUCGUGCGACGGUUAGCGGUCCACCUGUGUCAGGGAGCUCCCAGCGAGGGAUCGGCGGCGCUCGGUGUCGAUCUGAGUCGCAGGUCGCCAGUGGAGCUGUUUAAUAUCUACAGUGUCAAAGACAUGACCUUUAACCCCCCUGUAGCACCGCCUGGCACCAAGAAGAAGGAUCGGUUCGUGGUCGGAGCAACGCUGCUGGACGCCGAGCUGCAGAGACAAGCCGAGAGCAUCCUUGCCGCCACUGAGCAGACGGAGCUGGACUUUAAUAUAACACACACACACACACACACACACACACCCAACACUGACACACACACACACACACAAUAAAAAUCUUUUCUAACAAAUAUUAUAAACAUGAAUCGUUCUGAUGAAACUUUAAUUACAGAAAGACCAGUGUUGCCUUCAAAAUAAAAGCCUAAAGUAGAAUGAGCUGUUAGUACAAAAAAUAUCUUUUCAUAUCUCUUCAUUUGCUGAAAGGUUUAACUUAAUAAAUGUUUUAUUGGAACAGAA